CAAAAUACAAUUCAUAAGAGCAUGAGCAGCGAACCUUGCAAUUCCCCAUUUCUAAUGUUUUUUUUUAUUAUUUUAAUUUUUUUUUUCGUUUGACUUUGAAAAAAGAAUAUAUAUAUAUAAAAGAACUUAUCGCGGGCCGCCACGUAUCGUGGGGUCCGCGGAACAGUAACGAAACGGUAUCACUCCAGCGAACCUGCACGAGCCGGGUUCAUUAAAAUUUGAUUAUUUUAAUAUUUUUUUCCCUCAAAAAUCGUGUGAACUCUAGUGUUGAUUCUUCGUGCGGAUGGUCUAAGUUGCAUGAUUAAAGGUCACGCAAAAGCAUAAAUGGUAAUGAUACAUCUCUGACAGUGCAAAUGACCUAACUCUUAAUAAAAAUCGGAUCUGCUCCUCUGGAUCAUCAUCUCUUUGUACCACUCUUUUUAUUUUAAUGUACAAAAUUGCAAAACCACGUGUAUCUUGUGUAGUUUACAUAGACUUAUAAGCUUCACCGUCAUCAAUUUCAAAAAUGAUGAUUAUUUUUCUGUUUAAUAAGAAAAGUAUAGCUUAAGAAAGAGAGAUUGUGGAUGUUAAGAGUGAGAAAUAUUGGCCACUUACCAAUUUGUAAAAUAGCCAGCAGAUUCAUGUUAGAAAUUAGGACUCACCAGAGAAAAUUCGGGUCUUCUUUUCACUGCAACAAAUUUUGAUUUUCAUAUCGCUUUCAAUGUACCCAUAAUUCUGAUAGAUUUCUUGGAUAUAUAUAGUUGGUAAAAUGUUGAAAUGGUGGAACAUGAGAUGGGAAAUGAACAAAAACUUUCUUAUUAUAUCUGAAGCAGAGAUGCAAGAUUAUUCUGGACAUUUCUUCUUGCAGGAUAAAUAUUGUCUAUGCAUACACUUUCAUAAAUAAAGAUUAGUAAAACAUGGUCACAAUAAUGUAACGGCUUACCAAUCAAACAUAUUAGUGGGCUUGUAACUUAUGGGUUUGGGUUUCUUUUUUUAUAUCAUAUGAUCUAUCUAUCGGACUAAAAGUAGAAAUAAUGAAACAUGGCAGAGAGAGAGAAAAAUUUGAUGUCCAUAUGUGUAUAAGGUUAUAUAUUGUACAAAUCACAACAAGUAAUGGGCUGCUAAAUUGAAAGUUGAUAACUCUACAAGCUAGAAGUAUAGAUAGAAUCUACGCUGGAGGAAUCCAAUUAACUGUAAACAUCAAACCUGGCUUCCUCGCAAACGACCACAUGUGUAACCAUUUUUAGAAAAUUUUAUGUUUUACUAACGAGGCAAUACUAACGAAGUAACAUGAUAUAAACAAACUAUUUACUCCAUUUAGUUUCAAAAAACUAUUUAUUCCAUUUUAUCAAAAAAAAAAAGCAUUUUUUUCAAAUAGUUUUUUUUUUUAAGUUUUUGUCACAAAAAUAACUUUUAAAAAAGAAAGUGACCAAAAUAGUAUUUGUUAUUUUGAAAAUUUUAAUAUUUAUUUUAUUUUUUAAAAUUUGAAAUCCCACCUCUAAAACUUCAUCCCUUAAUAAAAAUUUACUUUUGUCAUUUUUUUUAUUGAUGACUAUUUUGUGAAAAUAAGCUAAAAAAAUAUAUCAGAAAAUUUCUCAAAAGAAAAGAACUAUUUAUUCCAAGUUUCUAGAAAGAAAAACUAAUAAUUGUGUAUAUGUGGUAAGAAUAGAAUUUUUCGAAUUGGUCAAACCGAUUGGUCCUACAACGUAUACUAUAGUUUAACGGACAACUCGCAUAGACCGCAUAAACUGCUUACAUUGCUGCGGACACCUCUGAAUUUUCAUUCCUAUCUAAACUCACCCUUAAAAUACUACCUCCACAAUAAAAGUGUGCUAAGCGCAUAAACGCCGUUUAGGCCUAACACGAUUUCUUGGACACCGGCAAAAAUGGAAACAAAAAGUAUAAGAGAGUGAAAAGUUUAUGGUUAACGUGUAAACCUGCUACAACAUAAUCAACAUUGUGAUGUUUUACGUGUGAAUAAAGUCAGAAUUUGGUCACUAGAAUAAGCAUUUUUCUUACAUCCAUAACAAAAGAAGAAAGGUGUGUUUAUCUAUCGUUACUUUCGUAAUGACUUAAAAAUGGUUAUCACGCCUAAUAUUUCUAAACCAAACCCCCACCCACUCUUAAACAACAUUAUCAAAUCAUUAAAAAGGAGAAUCAUAAGAACACAACAGAAGAAAUGAUCCCAUCAUUACAAACAAGAAGAUUCUAGCUAUUACGUAAACCCACCAAAAAUUAGAUAAAAUGGCAGAUUUCGAUAUAGAGACCAGCAGCAACCAUAACAGCAACCACUCAACCGCAUCAACGACAAGCGUUCAUGUUUCAGCUCUCGACGGGAUAGUCAACGCAAAUUCACUCUUCACGGUUGCAGUCUUUGUCGGAAUCACAUUCGACCAACCACGUGACCUCAACCUCGCGGAUAGGACGGAGUGCAACGCGGGACGAGACGUGGAACGGGACCUCGUUGUGUUCGAAGUGAUCUCAUUUGCAUUCUUCCUCUUCUCCUCCCUCGUGGCUCAAGGGCUGAAGCUAACAAUAAACUUGUUGAACAGCAAAGAAACAGACGAGGUUUUUAAAGCAAAUAUCAACAGUGAUCUGCUUCGUCUCGGUGUGGUUGGUGCAGCCGGUGGGUCCAUCUUGGGUUGUGUGUUCCUUCUAUUGUCAAUGGUUGAAGUUAUUCAGCUCCGUCUCGGGCUGCUCUCUUGUGGUACCUCAUUGGCGAUUCAAACCAUGUUGGCGCUUGUGGUCUUGGUCUCUUCUGCUCUUAGUGUUUAUAUUUUCACUGUGUUUUACUCUUUCAGGAAAUGAUUGAUUAUCUUUUUACAUAUAUUAAGAACCUAAUAGUUGUAAUUUUGUAAAGUAACAUAUAGUUGUGAAAUUAGUGAUAUAAGUAUACACAUGUAUCUUAGUAUCUACAUAAAGAAAGAAAAAUAAUGUUUAAUAAAACCUAAACAAAUAGGAGUAUGUAUGUUUCGGUUAAAAAGACUACCGAGAAUGUGAAUUGAAUUAGUCCCUAGAGCCUGUACAUAAUUGAGAAUUGAAUUUGUCCUUAGAGAGCAUACAAACUUUUCAGCUUUAGAGAAUGAAGCAAUGGGUGAAAAUAUUGAUGACAAGAGCUUGAAGGUGCAGACAGAGAAAAUCAACAAAAACAAAGAACAGUCCACCUAUAUGGCAAAA
This is a messenger RNA of Brassica rapa (field mustard), 3156 nucleotides long. RefSeq lists its product as uncharacterized. The record is from RefSeq and is a predicted model, not a curated record. NCBI's taxonomy places the organism in Eukaryota, Viridiplantae, Streptophyta, Magnoliopsida, Brassicales, Brassicaceae.